Messenger RNA from Artibeus jamaicensis (Jamaican fruit-eating bat), 2259 nucleotides. It is a transcript of the gene TENT5B, whose product is annotated as terminal nucleotidyltransferase 5B. Bases 163 to 1446 code for a protein of 427 amino acids. Gene Ontology annotation, biological process: mRNA stabilization. The record is from RefSeq and is a predicted model, not a curated record. Lineage: Eukaryota; Metazoa; Chordata; Mammalia; Chiroptera; Phyllostomidae. The transcript has 2 exons. Gene Ontology annotation, molecular function: RNA binding; poly(A) RNA polymerase activity.
CGUCGCCGUCGAAGGUGUGCCCUAGGAUUGCCUCCCGGUCGCUGCCGUCCAGUCCCUGCAGCCGCGCCCCCCCACCUCGGCUCCCGCCCAGCCGCUCUCCCUGCCCUCCUCCCCUUAACCACCCGCGGUUUUUGCUGUCGGGGCCCCGGGACAGGGUUAACGAUGCCGUCGGAGAGCGGAGCUGAGAGCCGGGACCCGGCGGCUGCUCAGGUUGGGACGACUGCGGCCUCGGCGGUGGCCAUGGCCUCCCAGACGAGCGGCGGCCCCGGCCCGGAAGCCUCUUCGGCUUCCCUCGGACGGCACCUGAGUGGGCUGAGCUGGCCACAGGUGAAGCGGCUGGACGCGCUCCUGAGCGAGCCGAUUCCAAUUCACGGGCGCGGCAACUUCCCUACGCUGAGCGUGCAGCCGGGGCAGAUCGUGCAGGUUGUCCGCAGCAGCCUGGAGGCACAGGGGCUGCGCGUGCAUAGUGUGCGGCUACACGGCUCAGCGGCCAGCCAUGUACUGCACCCCGAGAAUGGCCUGGGCUAUAAAGAUCUGGACCUAGUAUUCCGUGUGGACCUGCGCAGUGAGGCCUCCUUCCAGCUGACCAAGGAGGUCGUGCUGGCCUGCUUGCUGGACUUCCUGCCCGCUGGUGUGAGCCGGGCCAAGAUCACGCCACUGACACUCAAGGAGGCAUACGUGCAGAAGCUGGUGAAGGUGUGCACAGACACGGACCGCUGGAGCCUCAUCUCACUAUCCAACAAGAGUGGCAAGAAUGUGGAGCUCAAAUUUGUGGACUCAGUCAGGCGCCAGUUCGAGUUCAGUGUAGACUCCUUCCAGAUCAUCCUGGACUCCCUGCUGCUCUUCGGCCAGUGCUCAUCCACGCCCAUGUCUGAGGCCUUCCAUCCAUCUGUGACAGGUGAGAGCCUGUACGGGGACUUCAACGAAGCCCUGGAGCACCUGCGGCACAGAGUCAUCGCCACUCGAAACCCCGAAGAGAUCCGCGGUGGUGGCCUCCUCAAGUACUGCCACCUCCUGGUGCGUGGCUUCCGGCCACAGCCCAGCACGGAUGUGCGUGCCCUGCAACGCUACAUGUGCUCCCGCUUCUUCAUCGACUUCCCAGACCUGGUAGAGCAGCAGCGCACACUGGAGCGCUACCUGGAGGCCCACUUCAGCGGGGCCGACUCAGCCCGCCGCUAUGCCUGCCUGGUGACGCUGCACCAGGUGGUCAAUGAAAGCACCGUGUGCCUCAUGAACCAUGAGCGCCGCCAGACGCUGGACCUCAUCGCCACCAUGGCGCUCCAGGCGCUAGCUGAGCAGGGCCCAGCUGCUGCUGCUGCUCUGGCCUGGCGCCCUCCAGGCCCCAAUGGAGUUGUGCCUCCCACUGUCAACUACUAUGUGACCCCGGUGCAGCCUCUGCUGGCCCGGGCCCACUCCUGCUACCCCACCUGGCUGCCUUGUAACUGACUCAGACCCUGGCCAGAAGUGACUGGGCCUCCCCAGAUGGAGUGGGGUCUCCAGAAGUGUGUGGAGGGCAUGACCAGAGACAGGCAGCCUAUGCCAGGUGGCCCAGCACUGCUGCAGGGUUGGGCCUCCAACUGAACAGACCAGACUCCCUGAGUGAGGCCCCUGUGGGCAUUAAGGCCAAGCCGGGGUUGUUGGCAGACGGACCCUUUGCCUAUUGCAGCACACUUAGAUCAGCACGACUGUGGGGUACAAGAACUUUUCAUCUUGGGGGUAAUUUCCCUUAGGAGACAAAGUUUGUGUGGGGUGGUAGCCUCAGUGUUCAUCAUCUUGAGUUGCUUUCUGUGGCCUAGAAAGGGUCUUUUUGGCUAGGGCCAGCCUGCAGUGAGCCAGCGUCCUCUGAGGGCCUGCAGCCCAUACAAUGACUGAAAUAUGGUACAUUAUAGGAACUAGUCACUUUGGGUCAGGCUGAACCUGGUGGUCCAACCUGGCUAAUCAAUGGAGGGAGGGAAAGUGAGGCAUGAGACGGACACCUGGAGAGGGCUAUGUCAGGCCCUCUAUGUCAGGGGUGUCCCCUGACACCCCUAACCUCAGCCAUCCAGCAGUGUGGUGAGUAGGCCCCAAGUGGCCUGGGCUCCUUCCCCCAUGUCAUGAGGAACCUUCCUACCCGGGAGCCUGUUCUUAGGGGGAAGACCAAAGUGGCCCCAUUCAAGUGUUCCCACUCCAUUGGUUUGGUUACAGGGUCCUCACUUGGGGGAGGAGAGACACACUCCACCUCCUGUUACUAUUUUGCACUCUUAACACCUGCCAAUAAAA